Molecule: messenger RNA, 688 nt
Organism: Suillus fuscotomentosus
Lineage: Eukaryota; Fungi; Basidiomycota; Agaricomycetes; Boletales; Suillaceae
Exons: 2
Coding region: 122-337 (71 amino acids)
Source: RefSeq, a predicted model, not a curated record
UACAAGACCUGCUGGUCACAACAGAAUACAACCUUGUCAUCAGUUCUCGCCUGCAAGGCGUACUCUGCAGACAUUCCUGCUCAUUCAUUCGAGGACUUUACAGACGAGUUGCAGAGCGUGGAUGAUUGGUCUGUUGAGCCCGGAGAUGAUGAGCUGGUUACCAGAGGGUCAAGGUUGCUCGUUCGCCUUGCUCGUCUUUUUUAGUGCACUCUUACUAGCGCAACAGUACGGUUCGGAGUAUAAGAGAAUUGUUUUGGAUAACCACAUCAUCGCACAAGUGAGGGACAUGACCUUUGUUGAUGACAUGGUGAAUGUCCGGAUGCUGGAUAUAGUGUAGCUGCGAAGCACGGGACAUUUUCAUUUCAUACAUUGACAACAUUUCGAUAUGAACAGUAUCUCUGGAAUUUUGCAUUGUAUCAAUCUCGAUAUAUUGCCUCGUAAGGACUCCCUAAAACUGUACACUCGUUCGGUCUUCUUAGCGCGCAAAUUUGAAGUGCGACGUUGAUGUCAAAACUCGGCAGUUCGCCAACAGUUCACAAGGUCUGAAUGGAUGCGAGACCGUGCUGAGAUACUGCAAGGGAAGAUCGCAGGACGGCGAACCACUCCCGUGGUGAACGUAGGAGUAAAGCUGAUCACUUUGCCCUGGUCAUCUUUGGCAGAAGAAAUAUCCAAUGUGGCCAACAUAGUC